Miscanthus lutarioriparius is the source of this 399-nucleotide messenger RNA. Lineage: Eukaryota; Viridiplantae; Streptophyta; Magnoliopsida; Poales; Poaceae. The record is from the annotation of a GenBank genome assembly.
AUGCAGGUCACCGGUGUCGACGCGUUCGGCCUGGUGAACAUGAUCGUGCAGGCAGCGCACACCGCACGCCGCAACAGGGAUCUGUGCCAGCAGCUGGCCCAGCACGUUCUGAUCGUCGCCGAUCUGCUCCGGAAGCUGGACAUCCCGGCGCUCAGGCAGCACCUGGAGACGCGGAGGCCGCUGGAGCUGCUGGACGCCUCUCUUUUCCGUGCGUACAAGCUCGUCAGGUCCUGCGCCCAGCGACAAGAGAACACAAGCCAGAUCUAUCAGAUGUUUACUGGCGCGGAGGUGGCCUCCAAGCUUCGGCUGGCGCAGGAGGAGAUCGACCGCUACAUCAACCUAAUCCCCAUGAUCACCCUUGUUGCCGCCGUCGGCGCCCGGCAGGUCACUUCGAGAUAA